Epinephelus lanceolatus (giant grouper) is the source of this 820-nucleotide messenger RNA. It is a transcript of the gene med29, whose product is annotated as mediator complex subunit 29. Gene Ontology annotation, molecular function: transcription coregulator activity; transcription factor binding. Gene Ontology annotation, biological process: regulation of transcription by RNA polymerase II. Gene Ontology annotation, cellular component: mediator complex. The record is from RefSeq and is a predicted model, not a curated record. Lineage: Eukaryota; Metazoa; Chordata; Actinopteri; Perciformes; Serranidae.
CAUUGUAGCCGGUCAAGAUGGCGUCUCAACAGCAGCAGCCCGGCGGGCCGAUGUCCCAGCCCGGAUUACAACAGCCCACUUCAUUACAACAACAGCAGCAGCAGCUGAGCCAACAGCAAGACUUUGAUCCAGUUCAUAGAUUUAAAAUGCUCAUUCCUCAGCUGAAGGAGAGUCUGCAGAAUGUGAUGAAGAUUGCAUCCCUGAAUUUGUCCCACAACACCUCAAUUGACAACGGCAUCAAAAGCAGCGACACCUCUGUGCAGCGCUUUGACAAGAGCCUGGAGGAGUUUUAUGCCCUUUGUGAUCAGCUGGAGCUGUGUUUGCGGCUGGCAUAUGAGUGCCUCUCCCAGAGCAUCGACAGCGCCAAACAUUCACCCAACCUGGUCCCGACAGCCACCAAGCCGGACACGGUGCAGACAGAGUCCAUGUCUUACGCCCAGUACCUCGGCAUGAUCAAGUCUCAGAUCUCAUGUGCCAAAGACAUCCACAACGCUUUGCUGGAGUGCUCCAAGAAGAUCGCAGGGAAGGGACAGCCUCAGGGAAUCAUGUAGCUCUAUCUACAUCUGGUGACAUUUUUGAGAAGGGGCUGUCCCAUACUCAGAUCUCAGAUGUGGUCACGAGGGUGAUUAAUUUCUCAAGAUCCUGUAUAUCUUUUUUUGAAUUUAAGUUAUGUUUCUUGUAAGCACUGUGUAAAUAUUCUGGACAGAAAGUCAUGUUCUCAGAUGACCAGCAGGUGGCGGCAGAGUUGUAACAGCCAACUGGAUAUUCUCAAUCCUUUUGUAGCGUAUUUGUAUUGAAUAUUAAAACUUUUCUACCAAUA